GUAUAUUCUUUUUUUCGUUUCUUAGAAUUUGCCAUUCGUUUAUUCAGUUUCACUGAUAUUUUGCAAUAAGCUUCUCAGUUUGUUUGGUAAUCUGAAGCAUUAGAUUCUUCUUUUGAGGAUGCCUAAAGCGGAUAAGAAUGCUGAUUUUAUAUAUUGGCUUGGAACUGACAUAUCAACAAAGAUUCUCACCCAUUUAGAUGACCCAGCUGAUCUUGUCCGUGUUUCCUCUGUUUCAAGGCUUUGGCACCGAUUUGUUGUUGAAAAUGGCAUCUGUAGGCAACUUUGCUUCAAGAAGUUUCCAGAAAUAUCUACCGCUGCUCGUAGCAUUGAAGAGAACAACAUGAUAGAACCAUUAAAAUUCAGUCUUCGUAAUAAUUCUAUUGAAUGGGAAUUCCUCAAGAGGAAACGCAGAAUAUAUUCCUUCUUAGCACAAGGGCUUUCCCCUGUCAUUAGAAAAGAUUGCAUAUCACUAUCCAUAAGUGCAUCUAGCACUGACAAUUAUCCAACAGAAAGCGUUCACAAUACUUUAGAACCGAGGGAUCGGUUUGAGAAUGGACCUUCAUACUGGUCAAGUAGUGGGAAAAGUGACCCUGAUGUGCCUGAGACAUUGCUGUACAAGUUGGUGGCCAAAUUGUGUGUUGUUACUGAAAUCCAUGUUCAACCAUUCGAAGCAUAUUUUCAGUAUGGCUUCCCAGUAUACUCGUGUAAGGCUAUCCGAUUCAGAACUGGCCAUCUCAGAAACCUAGUGGAAUUGAAAGAUGAGUUUUUAGAUAAUGCCUCUGUGGCUCACAGAUUGGAAGAUGAUAGAUUCGUAUGGACAUACAUCUCACCUGAAUUCCCAAUGGCUCAGGAAAAUGUGUUACAAAAGUUUGAGCUGCCAGAACCCGCUCUCUGUGUUGGAGGUUUUCUGCUAGUCGAGUUAUUGGGUAGGGUUCAAAGACAAGAAAUAGACGGAUUAUACUAUAUCUGUAUUGCUCAUGUCCAAGUCGAGGGUCGGCCACUCUCACGACCUUUUGACAUCGAAAUGCUUGAUCCCUCAGGGAAGUGCUCCUUCAAGUAUUAUAAAAAAGCAGUGUCUUCUGAGUCAACGCUGAAAUUUCCAAUCUCAGAGGUGGGAACUCUGAACGACUUGGGAAGCAUUUCACCAAUGCAGGCAGCAACAAGAGUGCUUUUGGCCCGUGGCCUCGGAAGUUGAUGGUGCAACAACGUAGACUCUAAUUUUCCAAGUUAUUUUAAGUCUAUGAAAACUGACGCUUUUGUGAGAUAUAAUAACAGUGCUAUUUAGAUGGCACGGAUCUUUCUGAUAAUCUCUCUUAACUUGCAUCAUAUAACGGGUAAAUGUAGGUAAAUGGUCCAGUUACGUCCCAAAUUCCCAUGUUUUACGUGACAUGUAAUUGCGUGAUAUAUACACACGGAUGUGGUAAAACCCAAAUACCACCAAAGAGAUCAACUCCCAGAAAAGCCUGUCCCGGUUAAAGGACGCAUAAACGGAAUGUGUAAACCAAAGUAAUGUUAAUACGAAAUCUGUUUGUUCUUGGGAUUUUGUCCGAUAGAUUACACUUGUAGAAGACUUGGUGACAGAAAAGCCUCGGGAAAAAAAAAAAAAAAAA
Morus notabilis is the source of this 1610-nucleotide messenger RNA. Its product is annotated as F-box protein At4g00755. Lineage: Eukaryota; Viridiplantae; Streptophyta; Magnoliopsida; Rosales; Moraceae. The transcript has 7 exons. The coding region runs from base 119 to 1195 and encodes 358 amino acids. The record is from RefSeq and is a predicted model, not a curated record. Gene Ontology annotation, molecular function: protein binding.